Messenger RNA from Zootermopsis nevadensis, 1626 nucleotides. RefSeq lists its product as uncharacterized. NCBI's taxonomy places the organism in Eukaryota, Metazoa, Arthropoda, Insecta, Blattodea, Termopsidae. The record is from RefSeq and is a predicted model, not a curated record.
GAAGGAAUUCAAGCAUGCGCCUUCAUAGCGUUUAGUGAAUACGCCCGCUCGACUGACUGUGGCAACGCUUGUGUUGUGCCUGGCCAGUUCAGAAGUUGCCAUUGGUGAGCGUAGAUUAGAAAGGGGUUCUUCUCGGAACGAAGCAGGAGAGAGUACCGGACAUCAGACGUCCAACGAGUAAAUAUGGAAGGAAGUUCUGAAGAUGGCACACAAACCCCGAAAUUAUUCGUCGACAUCGAUGAAGCUAUGCAACCGAGAUAUUGUUCUGACGAAGUGGAGGACAUCAAGCGAAUGCUCACUCUCACAGAAAUAUCCAUAGACAGUAUUUUACGGAGACGCAAGGAAGAGAGGUACGCCAGAUGCAAACCAUCGAACAGGAUGUGUCUCUCGUCAAAACAUGGUUCAGCUGAAAGGGAUCGCGGCCUGAAAUUCACAUCGCAGGAGGGGAAAGUUUAUACUUUGGAAUCACUGUUGACGGAUCUGGACACAUUAUUAAUACUUCUCGAAGUUGAUGGAUUAUGUACACGGAUCAAUCUUGAAACUACGCAGUUUCUUGAGCAAGACGUCUCAGAAAUUGAAAGCGUUGCCGUGAAACUCUCGGAGAUGCAUUUAAAAGUUCCUGCCAAUAUAGCUGAAAUCGGAAGGAACGCCGAUUCGGUACUGCCAUUCUUAGAAGAUCCUAGUACCGCACUAAAAUACAGAGACGAGGUCACAUGGAAAACAUUUUGGGCUGUAGACGAAUUGCUGUGUAUUGCCGAACACAUCAAAUCAACUAUCGACGCCUCACUUGAAAGGCUAAAAUUUGCCGUGGAAUACAGAAGACUUCUGAAAUCCAUGCGCCACUAUCUAGUCCGCUCCAAGAAGUAUCCCCACGAAUCAUUACGAAUAAAAUAUGUGUUCGAGGACAUGGCAAAGAGUAAGAAGGAUCAGGCACGCAUGGGCAUUGAAGUGCAUGAAACAGCAACGCGCAUCGCCAAAACAUUGGUAGGAAUCGCUGCUCAAAUAUCUGGGCAGGUACUUCAAGGCACUGAUGCAGACAGAAAACUGUCAGCCACAUUGCUGGAGAAACACAAUACGGAAAUGAAAUCCACAACUCUGGCGGAGACUAAUUUUAGUGGGGCAGCAAAUUCCGUACGUGGAGUCCGCACACAACUUCCGGACACUGCAGAAGGAACAGCGGUCACUGGGCUCAAGGGCUCGAUCAGAACCACUGCGGAGUAUGCACAAGAUGUAGCCGAGGCACGGGAUUCAGCUCAUGAAACCAUCACCUUCGAAAAUGAAGGAGAUGAUAACGGAGAAAUCGCUCCGAAGAAUGAGUGUGAGGGCAUUGAACCAACCGUUCUAGAGGGUGGAGAAGUCGAUGGAAAAGAGACGGAUAAAAAGGUAACCAUCAAGGAUCUUAAAAACCAUGCAGACGGAACUGUUUUGAAAGAUUAAUUGAUUGUUAAUUGGUUGGAAAUCUCCCAGAUAAAUCACACCUUUAUCAACGAGUCUGGCCGGUCGAAAAAAUGUGUGUCACAGGAAAUCAUUCGGAAACCGUAGAAGAUUAAUUGAAAACUGAGAAAAACAUGACCAUCUAUCUAUAAACUUUCCAUGAACCACAUUCUGAAACGAGUCAGAUUUAAG